AAGAUGUUCUUGGCUUAAUCUUCCUAACAAGCAAGGUACUACCUAUUUUACCUUGUAUAAGGCAAGAGGUAUGAUCCUAUUUAUAGGCAAGCAACCAAGAAUAGGUAGGUAAGCACUUUCCACAUUCAUAACACCUUCGCCCUUUCCAGGUUCCUUGUCUGCCUGUUUCCCCCCCAUCUCAGAGCUUAUGUGGCCCACCUGACCAUCCUAUUGGCCGCCCUCUCCCAUCUCGGCCACUUAUUUCGGCCUCAGGCAAUCAUCUUCCCCCCCUCUCACUCGCGUCGACUUAUUUAUCUUACCAGCCUCACCCACUUGCACGUGUUCACCCUCUUCCUCCGCCGCGUGACCCGACUCGCUCACUCCCAGCGUCAGUUCCCAGCUGCUGCGUGUCCAGCCAAAGAAGCGCCCAUUUUCGUCCGGGAGAGGACUCGUUCUUCCCCUUUAGUAACAUAAAGAUCCUCGCGUCUUUAUCUGGAUCCGAACGCGUAUCAGAGACCCAGGAUUUAUUCCUCCUCCUUUUUUCAAUUUAAAUUCGUUUGCUGCGUAUUGGUCCUGGUUCCAUUCAUUUACAUACAGACGCGAAGUUGCCGACUUAUCAACUGGGACUCGCGCGAUAUCACGAGGUAGAUCCCACCAAGGCAAACACGUGAGACGAGAAAACUCGUGAUCUCGCACGAUCACGCCUCGAAGCACAUGAUCUGGGAGGUAUGUCGCUUUCAUGCAUCUCAUUCACUUCACGAUACAUUUGAUUUAAUGAUCUGCACGACGACGCAACAAUGCAACUCGAGCCUCUGCACUCAGAAAUGGGCUUUUGCAAAGUAUUUGCGCUCAUGGAAUGAGGAUUGACGAUGCAACGCAACGAAAUGAAAUGAAUGAAUGCAUGCAUGCAUCUUGCCAAGUGGCAGCAUCUUCACUGUUUGCUUGCUUGAAUCAUCAACACAAAUCAUCCCACCAUAGUUCACAGUCACAACUGUACGUCGACUGCCAUCAUGAGCAUCGCAUAAAUGUACUCUUGUGCCUGCCUGCGCGUCCCAGCCAGCAUCUUCCUUUGCUCGCUGUUUUCAUCCCUCAUAAAAAGAGCGACUGAAUCAGCACAGGCGCAUCGCAUCAUGUCUUUCUCUCACGCUCAGUCAUCGCGACUCUCACAUUCACUUCUCAAGCGAGCCACAACCUACAAUGCUUUCUCUUCUGCCCAUGCUUCAUACAAAGAUUCAGGCCCUCUUCGACGACAAGACUAGCACAUCAUGGGCACGUGUUACAGUUGACGCUGUCACUCAACCAACAGAUGCUCGCUCAACCUCUUCUCCGUCACUCGAGGCCGGAUCCCCUUGCUCUUCCUCUCUCUCACACUUCAUCUACCCAUAGCUUAAUUCUGCAGCGAGUUUAUUCUAACUGCCCUUCCCUAUCCAGAUCUUUGAUUGAUUGUCAACGUCUCUCAUCUGUGGCCUCGACAUCAUCAAGCUUUGCACUCAGCCUCUUUAAUCUUGGCGAGCGCUGUUGAUCGAACAAGCCCGUACCGUCUAUCAAAAAAAACCACUUGUUUUUUUCUUUCGAUAAUUCUCUCGCGACUGAACCAUGGCUGAAGUUCUUGCCGAACAGCCUGACCUCUCCAGCCUGACCGGCUCCCCUGGUCAGAAGCGGAAGCGCGAAUCCGGCAGUCCUGAUCUCGCCAGGAAUAAACGCCCUGCCCCAGCUGCCCACAUGUCUGCCGACCCCGCCUCCUUCAUCGACAGUGCCAUGGAGAGCCAGGCCGUCAACGCCAAUGGCGUCAACGUCGCCGACUUCAACGCUCUGCAGCAGGCCGCCCAAGCAGACCACGAUCACCCCGAAGCUCCGGAUCCUACCAGUGCUACCAGCACCGCACAGGCUGCCUUGGGCAUGUACCCAACCCUGCAUGUUCCACCCUCAACAGAAGAGCAAUUUGCAGCCCAGGCAGCCACUGAUCCCGAGCAUGGCCAUGAUCCAACUUUCAACCCCGAUGUGACACCCACAGUUGACAGUAUCAUGGAGCCCCCUCAAGUCGCCCCUCCUCAGCAUCAACAUACACCACCUAAUGGUGUUCCGCACCAGCCACCGCGAUACAAUCCCGCAGCCCCCAACCCCAAACCAACAGUCGGAUCAGAAGAGUGGCACAAGAUGCGAAAGGAUAAUCACAAAGAAGUGGAGCGUCGCCGUCGGGAAACCAUCAAUGAAGGUAUCAACGAGCUAGCUAAGAUCGUCCCUGGUUGUGAGAAGAACAAAGGUUCCAUUCUGCAACGGGCGGUCAGCUUCAUUUCCCAGCUUAAAGAGAACGAGCAACAAAACAUUGAGAAGUGGACUCUCGAGAAGCUGCUUACAGAGCAAGCUAUAACCGAGUUGAGUGCUUCCAACGACAAACUUAAGCAGGAAUGUGAGCGUCUGUACCGCGAGCUCGAGACUUGGAAGCGAGUGGCACAAAAUGCAGGCCUCGAGCCUCCACAGCCCAACAAAGAGGAGAGCACAACUGCCAAUGCAUCGAGCUAGAAGCACGAAGCACCGUUAGCAAUAUCCCUGACUUCGGACUUGCCUUCUUCAUAACGUAUACCCCUGGCUCAUCCCGUCUAGCGAAUGUUCCCUUGGUGAAUAUUUGUCAUUCAGCUCGGUUGUGUUUUUGCAUGUUAUUUUGUUUUUGUUUGUUGAUUGCGGGAUUCUGGAGCGACAAUCCCACAACCAGGAGAGAGCAGAGUAUCAAGAGUUUCCUUCUUGGUGCAUAUGAGUAUACUCCUGGCGUGAUUAUGUUGUCUCCGAUUCGAUUUGAUUUGAUUCGAUUUGGUCAUUGGUUUUGACGGUUUCAAGUAGCUUGGCGUUGGUGGAUGGAUUCACUCACCGGUCCAGCAGAAGGUUGAGGUAACGGAUCUGCUUCACGGUGCGAUACGGUACAGUAGCUUGAGUGUUGAACCGAGUUGAUAGAACUUUUCUUCAUAUAAUAUGUCUGCUCAUGCAUAUUCUCUUAUUCAUGAUCUUUACGAGUGCUGUAUUAGAAAAUAACCUGGUGCACUUGACCGUGACAA
Molecule: messenger RNA, 3029 nt
Organism: Fusarium verticillioides 7600
Lineage: Eukaryota; Fungi; Ascomycota; Sordariomycetes; Hypocreales; Nectriaceae
Exons: 3
Coding region: 1576-2502 (308 amino acids)
Cellular component (GO): nucleus
Molecular function (GO): protein dimerization activity; DNA-binding transcription factor activity
Source: RefSeq, a predicted model, not a curated record